CCCCUCUCGCCGAGCAGAGGAAAGCCCUGGCGCCCGGGGCUCUCUCGGCGGAAUUAAUAAGCACCCCCCCCAAGGGAAGGGGGUCCCCGCCGGCACGCCUGCGCGCCCUGCACAUGCCCGCGCCCCACCCCGCGCGUGGCGGCCUCAGCGAGUUCCCUCCCCGGCUCGGCGCUCGCGGGGCGCAGGACAUCCCCGAAGGCGGGGGGAGGCGGCGCGGCGCCGGGGCGCAGAGGGCGGGGAGCCCGCGGGCGGAGGAGGCGGGGGCGGAGGCGGGAGGGCUGGCGCGCCGGGAGCUGGUGGGAGGCUGAAAAGUAGCAGAAAGUGCGGCUGGCAGCCGGUGGCCGCGAGCCCUGCGAGCGACGGCGGCAGGAAGUCUGAGCCCGAGCCGAGCCUAGAGCGGGGACGGGAGAGUGAAAGAGGAAACUGCAGAGGAGGAAGCGCUGCGGCAGCGGCGGCGCCGCGUCCCCGGCUCCCCCCGGCCGAGCAUCCCGGCCCCGUGCGCUCUGCCCGCGCCCCGUGCGCCCUGCCCGCGCCCGCGCCGGCCAUGGCCCGGGAGAACGGCGAGAGCAGCGCCUCCUGGAAGAAGCAAGCCGAGGACAUCAAAAAGAUCUUCGAGUUCAAGGAGACCCUCGGAACUCCAUGGCUGCAGCACGGUCUGGAGGAGUCCUGUCAACACCACCCAGCCCUGUGGCAUAGAGCACCCACAUGGAGCCAUCUCAAGCUCCCAGUGGCUCAAAGGCCUGCUGCAGAAUCCUGGCCCCAGGUGCUUUGAGCAGAUGCGAGCUGACUCCAGCCAACCUGCCAAGGAAACAUGGGGCGUUUUCAGAAGUGGUUUUAGCCGAAGAGAAGGCAACUGGAAAAGUCUUUGCAGUCAAGUGCAUCCCCAAGAAGGCGCUGAAGGGCAAGGAGAGCAGCAUCGAGAAUGAGAUUGCCGUCCUGAGGAAGAUUAAGCACGAGAACAUCGUGGCCUUGGAAGACAUCUACGAGAGCCCCAACCACCUGUACCUGGUCAUGCAGCUUGUCUCUGGUGGGGAGCUGUUUGAUCGGAUAGUGGAGAAGGGGUUCUACACAGAGAAGGAUGCCAGCACCCUCAUCCGCCAGGUCCUUGACGCCGUCUACUACCUGCACAGGAUGGGCAUCGUCCACAGGGAUCUCAAGCCGGAGAAUCUGUUGUACUACAGCCCUGAUGAGGAGUCCAAGAUAAUGAUCAGUGACUUUGGCUUGUCGAAAAUGGAGGGCAAGGGAGACGUGAUGUCCACAGCCUGUGGGACUCCGGGCUACGUGGCUCCUGAGGUCCUCGCCCAGAAACCGUACAGCAAAGCCGUGGACUGCUGGUCCAUUGGAGUCAUCGCCUACAUCCUGCUCUGUGGCUACCCUCCCUUUUACGAUGAAAAUGACUCCAAACUCUUUGAGCAGAUUCUCAAGGCGGAAUAUGAGUUUGACUCCCCAUACUGGGAUGACAUCUCCGACUCGGCCAAAGACUUCAUUCGGAACCUGAUGGAGAAAGACCCCAAUAAAAGAUACACUUGCGAGCAGGCAGCCCGGCACCCAUGGAUUGCAGGGGACACAGCCCUCAACAAAAACAUCCAUGAAUCUGUCAGCGCCCAGAUCCGGAAGAACUUUGCGAAAAGCAAAUGGAGACAAGCAUUCAAUGCCACGGCGGUCGUGAGACACAUGAGGAAAUUGCACCUUGGCAGUAGCCUGGACAGUUCAAAUGCAAGUGUUUCCAGCAGCCUCAGUUUGACCAGCCAAAAAGAUUGUCUGGCCCCCUCCACGCUCUAUAGCUUCAUGUCCUCAUCCCCAGGAGUCUCCAGCAUGGGAGCUGAGCGGAGACCUAGGCCCUCCACUGUGACGGCGGUGCACUCGGGAAGCAAGUGACUGUGUCCCCAGGCGGGGCCCAGGGGUGGGGCGCUCCGGAGAAGCCACCUUGCAUGGUGUGCCUUCCCGCAUUGGACCUGGCGGGAGACAGCAGGGUUUUUUAUGGCCAUAUUUUCUACUGCGACUCCGAAGCAUUCACUUCUCACAAACUCUACAGACUGCAGGGAGCUGGCUUCCCGGGGUGGUGCUGUGUGCUGUGUGGGGACUUAGCCAAGCUGGGGCCGCUCCCUCCUCUCCCCGGGUCUCCAGGCCGCCAUCUCUGCUGAUCUUUCUUUCAUGACAAAAACAAUUUGCAAAAAGGUUUCAACUGGAUUAUUUAAGCAUUGGUAAAUAUUGUGCGUUAGGGUUAUAAUUUUUUUUUUCCUUUCAUGAAGUACAUCCUCUCUGUCUGCUUCUGAGCUACAGGGUCUCCAGCUUCUGUUCCCAGGUACUCGUCUUCUGUUGACUUUUAGCAGAUUCUUCUUCCUUUCCUCCAAGGGGACUUCAUGGUUAUUUUCUCAGCAUUCUCAUCCACCAGAGGAGCAAGGCUCUGUGUUCCCCUCAAAGCCUGCACCUUGCUUCCACUUUACCUGCCCCUUUCCCAGAAGCUGUUCUGCAUAGGUUCCUCUGAAGAGACCCUGCAGUCUCCAAAAGGCUCUCCAGCCCAACUGGGGACCCCAGCAGCUCUCAUUCACUUCCCAAGGUGGAAGGUGACAUCUCAGGGGUGGAACUUGCAUGGGGGAUGGGGUGAAGAGUCCCCUUAGCCCUGGGGUCCCCUGCUGUCAUUUUCUUUGGGGUGGGGGAGCCCACACUCUCAGCUAUGCAGUUCCACAGUGGAUUCCUGUCUGUUCUCUAACAGUGUUUAUAAUCUUCCACUUCUGUUAACUCCAACUCUCCCAAUGGUUUCUGCAGACUUGGAACUUGGAACCUGAUCUUAGAGGAGAGUUGGAGGUAGGGAAGGGAGAAAGGGGGUGGGGGAGGAUGUAUGUCCUGGAGAGAGCACAUGGACCUAGGGCAGUCAACAGAGGCAUGCUCCGAGCUACAGGGUGGCUGAGCCAGUGCCCCGGCUCAGCCCUGGGCACAGGAAUUCUGAAAUUCAAAGACCUCUGGUGGUGCCACCAAAGGGCUUCCCAGGAUGCAGGAUUUCCAGUACUAAAAACCAGCCAUGUUCUGGUCAGCUGCCCCCAGCACUCAGCCACUGGGCAGAUAGGUGUGCAGGAGGAAAUGAGUGCAGGGGGCAUCUCUGAGCACCCAGCUUUUCAAGGUGAGGAGGCAGGCAGGGGACUCCAGGCACCAGCUUUGCAGAACCCCGCUCAGUCUAAGCUCUGCACCCCCAGCUUUCCUGGUGUUGCCUCCUGCGCUUCUCUGACACCCAGCUGGAUUAGCAAAUUCUGUCUUUGUUACUUCAACACAUCUUGUCCUGGCCAAAUGCUUAGUGAUGCCCCCUUCCCUCCACCCCCUCAGCAAACACACACACAUACGGUGUUGCUGAGUAAACAGACAACUGGUCUACCCUGUUCCUACUUGCUUCCUAAGCCCUCUGCUUAUUAGUGGGAAACCCCCCCCCCCCGACACACAUACAUGCAUCCACAGUGAAAACCAGGCUGCCCCUCUCCAAAAUCUAUAAAAGGUCUGGAAAAGCCGAGAUAGUGACAGCAAAGCCUACUAAGGAGCAAGUGUCUCCGGCACUAGACAAGCAUCAGGCCAUCCACCUGGGGACAGUGGGACAGUGGCCAGACCUUACUAAGGAAAAACUGAGAUUAAAGCAGAGUCAUCUGCCCAGGGCAUAUCAAGGAGGCUGCUUACACACUAACAUCCUGGAACUCUGGAGUCAGUGCAGUGUGAGAAAGCAAGGAGAUGCCGAGGGGGUGAGGCCUGGCCUGCACCCGGUGUCUUUCUGGUGGCUCUGAGUGGGGUGCUCCAGGUCUGCAGUCAGAAAGCAGUGAUUGAGUGGGUCCUGCAGUCAGUGAUUCAGUUACUUUCUGGUCUGUGGCCUGUCCCGCAUGAGGUAUUGAGGACAUAGUGGUGGAGUAGGGGACUCUGUUGACAUUGGACACAUCCAUACUGAGUGGAUGCCACCAGGCUUAGGUCACUUCCUGCUAUCCCUCCCCCUGUGGAGGAACUUGGAACUCAUGCUCUUCUGGGGGUGCUUGAGUAGUACAAGGAUGGUGGUUCUCACUGUGUGGCAACAUGUGUGCAUUAUGGAAACAUGGGAAGAGAGCCCUGGACAUACCUCUGGUUAAGACAUGUGAUGGGUGCCAGCAGCCUAGGUCUCAGUCCUGUCACCUCCCACCAGUAGCAGCUGAUCACCCCAUCAGUUUCCUGGCUCACAUUCACCCUUGAGCCCUAUGUGUGCACUGUACCAAAGGGAGCACUGGGAUCCCCAGGUUUCUUAUCUGUUCCCUCUCCCUGCUCAGAGCUAGUGGGUUUUUCUUGCUCACAUGAACAUCCCAUUUUGGGUCUGUUCUAGAAAGGUCAAUUCCUCUGUUUCUUGCCGGCUUCUCUGCUUUCUGUCUCAUAAAUACAGCUACAAAUAAGGGGCAGUGAGUCUGAGACUGUGCACCCACCCCCACAUGCAGCACCCCCCCCCAAGAUAGCAGCUUAGCCAGGGGUCCUGCGGAGCCUAGAUCAUCAGGAUAGGGUGGGGGCGCAGGCAGCAAGAGUAGAGGGAGAAAGUGGGGGGGGGGGAGAGAGGGAGGGAGGGAGAGAGACCAUGCACAAGUCAGGGCUGCUGUUAUUCCAGACUCUGCUCUUAGGCGGUUUCCUGCAUCCACAGGGAAUGAGGGAGGGAGAAUGAUGUCCCCUUUAAUGCUUCCUUUGUAAAGGGAAAAGCUCUACAGAAGUGUAGAGAGUGUGAGGGAGGACAGAUGGAAAGAAAGACAAAUGGAAGGAAGGAAAGGAGACAUGACUUAGCAUUGACCUUGGCAGUGAUCCUCCAAACCAGUGCAUAGAACCCUCUCCUAUUCCUGAGAGAGAGCAGGGCUGCCUUCUUGUCACAGGCAUUUGUGGUUUCCAGAAGGGUCCUCACUCUCCAGGUGGCACCCUGCCAGACCUCUGGACCUCUGGGCACACAGGCAAAGCUGACACUUAACACCCAUGAGUCAACUGAUAGGAGGGAUCCAACAGAGCCCCCCCCCCAGACUCAGUUUACCUCUCAAGCACUGUCUCACCCCACUCACUUGUCUGCCUUAGUGUCUGAUGUAUCCAGGGUGGUCAGUGGACAGUGAGUGGGAGACUCUGCUUUAGAACAGAAGCCCUUUGAUGCUUAUGAGCCACUUUGCAAGAGAGAGAGAGAGAGAAAAAAGACUGUCACAGAGAGAGAGAGAGAUGUGAAGGUGCUGACCUUUCCAGAGCAGAUAUCUGAUGGAUUCUUUUCCCGGGGUCAUGGGGUCAGUCCUGGCAGGUGAAAUGCACCCCACCCCUCCCAACCUCGCUGCUCCGCGCAGUCUCUCAGGCUCCGCAGAGUUUGCCUUGUCCUUAAACACACAUUCCAGACCAAACACUGUUUAGUUUGAUUCCAAAACCAAUGUAUAUACUUGUAUAUAACCCACCAUGCUCUGGGGACGCCAAGGCUGGGGCUAUGGGUGUGCUUUCUCCUUUCCUUUUCCUUUCUUUUCACAGAAAAUUUUCCAGUGCUUUGCUUUUUGAGGGCUGAUAUGACUGGGAUUCAGCAAAGCUGAAUGGUGCAGGCAGGUUCCUGAUGGGGGCUGGGAGUUGGGGAAACAGGCUUCCUUUGCAGAAGUGGCCCUGGGAAGGAGCAGGGAACCCUACUUGGGGCCAGCAGGCAGGAGUGGGUCCCGGGCAGCUUGCCACUGUGGGCCCUGGUGUUGUGAAAACCAUGGGACAUGGGCACAGGAAUCUGGUCCCACUGUGAAUGGCGCUGCAUGCCCACCAAGCCUGGUCACCUCCUGCUCAGGCCCUCCCCAACCCAGGCAGCCAGCUCACAGCAUGUUGCUGCCAUGUUGCUUCUGGAGGCCCCCACCAGCUGUGGAAUGACUGCUUCAUGUCUCUCAUCUGGCCACCGACAUCCAAGGGACCAGCCGUGGCAGCUCCGUCUGCAUGGACACCACCGCUGCACCCACUGCCUGUGUGUGUAGCCUGCCGUCUCCAGGGAGCCUCUCCUAGGCCAGACCUCCACUUCCUUCCUGACUGGUUUUGCUUGGAGGUGAUAGUUGGAGGGUUUCUUAGGGACAAGACAGAAGACACGGAGGGGUGUGUUUGAAACGAGCCCUCCCCAGAGACUCCAAAGCCCCAAACCCUUGUGAAGUUGCUGGUCAAAGGAAAACUUACACCUGAAUGGCGGAGUAGCCCUGGACUUGCAGGGUGGGGAUGGGGUGGUUGGCAAGAUUGGCGCCAGACCUGCCAGUGCUGAGGAAUAAAGAGGGGCACCCUCUGAGUGGGCUGUCCCCAGCAGGGUCCCAAGAGUGGUAGGAAGGUCGGCAUCUUGUGGCAGCAGCAUCUUCAGUUGGAAAGAUGGGGAGGGGGCAGGUUUCAGAGAACCUUCAUCUGAGCCCCCUGUUCAGGUGUGUUCUGUCCAGACUCAAUCCGGAACCGUUUCUAAAUCGGCUUCAUGCCACACGUACGUCAUGGCCAGCCCUCCCCGAGGCUCUCCCGCACCGUGAGCAUGUUUUCCAGAUGUUUCCCACCUCCGGCUCAGGAAUGUCCCCAUGUCUCCUCUUGCCAGGCUUGUAAUUGGUUCGGUUUUUCUAUUUUAAAAAUAUACUGCUUGUCCGAAAGAAGGGAAACUGUGCAUUUCUUUCGUGCAUGUGACAACUUCUGCAAGAUGUCUAAUCCCCCACCAGUUUGUGGCACUGCAAAAAAAAAUAAAUUGUUAAUGGGCCUGUGUAGCCAGUGAUUCUCUGCCUUGACAAUCAUGUACACAUAUCAGGAUUUCUACCAUACUAAUAACAAGAUUGAUGACUUCUUGUUUUCCUCCAAUAAAGACAAUUAACCACCUUC
Molecule: messenger RNA, 6816 nt
Organism: Erinaceus europaeus (western European hedgehog)
Lineage: Eukaryota; Metazoa; Chordata; Mammalia; Eulipotyphla; Erinaceidae
Gene: CAMK1D
Product: calcium/calmodulin dependent protein kinase ID
Exons: 12
Coding region: 706-1878 (390 amino acids)
Biological process (GO): peptidyl-serine phosphorylation
Cellular component (GO): intracellular anatomical structure
Molecular function (GO): calcium/calmodulin-dependent protein kinase activity; ATP binding; calmodulin binding
Source: RefSeq, a predicted model, not a curated record